This is a messenger RNA of Toxorhynchites rutilus septentrionalis, 1441 nucleotides long. RefSeq names its product CD63 antigen. Gene Ontology annotation, cellular component: membrane. The coding region runs from base 537 to 1286 and encodes 249 amino acids. The transcript has 7 exons. The record is from RefSeq and is a predicted model, not a curated record. NCBI's taxonomy places the organism in Eukaryota, Metazoa, Arthropoda, Insecta, Diptera, Culicidae.
UCAGCCUAAAAAACUGAACUUCUGUUCAUAUUUCAGAACAGUAACUCUUAUCACAACUUUCUGUUCUAUUCCUCCAACACUACGUCCCAAUCCACAUGAAAACUAUUUGGAAUUCCCAUAGCGUUUCCGCUCUCCCAAUACUGUUAUACAUUUUUUUUGCGAACUACCAUCUCAUUCAUUAGAACCCAUACGCGAAAUUUAUUCCGUUGAACGCAAACUAGUGUCGAUACCGAUGCAUUUUCCAGUGAAUUGAUAUCUUUUUAACGGUGCCCAGACACGCUAGAGUGACAACCGAAAAAAGCACCGAUUUUAGUCGCGUAUUAACGUUUCAGUGAAGCGGACGCGUGUUUGGGGAGAGAAGCAAAUAACCCGGUGCCCUACACCUGUGAAUACCUCGAAGCCGCGUGCACAAUUACAACCGAGCAGAAGGUAAAUUUGUUGGCUCUGGAGCGUGUAUAGUUUGAGUGAUAAAAAUCCCUCUGGAAGAAAAACAAGUGUACAUUUCCCACAACAUCAAUUGAAAACAAGCAGCCAAAAUGUCGCUCAGCACCAGUGCAAAUCUGGUAAAAUAUUUACUUUUCCUGUUCAAUUUUCUCUUUGUGAUCACCGGCAUCACAAUAUUGGCCAUUGGCCUGACGGUCCAGGGAGCGUAUCACAAUUUCAGAGAGAUCCUUGAUCCGCAGUUUUUCAGUGUGCCCACCUUUUUGAUCGUGAUUGGUAGCUUCAUUUUUGUGAUCGCCUUUUUCGGAUGCUGUGGGGCAUACAAGGAGAAUUAUUGCAUGACACUGACCUUCUCAAUUCUGCUGGUGUUGAUCUUCAUUCUGGAACUAGCAGCAGGCAUCAGUGGAUACGUACUGAGAAAUGAAACUUAUAAUCUGGUCUCGAGCACCCUGCGAAGCUCGAUGAAACAGUAUGGAGGAAAUACCAGCCAGGAGAUUACCUACAUCUGGGACGAGAUCCAGGUUGAUUUCGAUUGCUGUGGCGUGGUGAACUCCAGUGACUGGAAAAUGAGCAACGAAGAGUUGUUCAAACCACCAGCUCUCCCAAUGAGCUGCUGCAGGGCAUCUCCAGGUGCCAUUGGACAAAUUCUUUGCCAAGACGAGAAGCACCCAGAAACACUACGACAAACCGGUUGUAUCACCUCCUUUGGAGAUUUCAUAAGAUCGCACGCUGUAAGCUUGGGGGCGGCUGGAAUCGCGCUGGCAGUUAUACAGUUCUUCGGUAUCUUUUUCGCAUGUUAUCUUUCGAAGCAAAUCAAAGUUCAACACGGCCAUACAGGCUUCUAAAUUGUCGCACGAAGAAGUGCACAACAUUUAGCGUUUGGAAAAUUUACCGCUGUGCGCUAGCGCCAUUCGAACAUAGAUGCCAUCCAGACUUGCCCAAAUGGUUGUGAUUGUGUUUUGGAUAACUAGAACAAAUACAUAUAUGUUUGUAACUUACA